This is a messenger RNA of Dovyalis caffra, 216 nucleotides long. NCBI's taxonomy places the organism in Eukaryota, Viridiplantae, Streptophyta, Magnoliopsida, Malpighiales, Salicaceae. The record is from the annotation of a GenBank genome assembly.
AUGAGCGAAUCUGGUCAAAAAGCUGUAAGCAAGCACAUACCCUCUCAUGAUUCUUUAACACAAGGGUACUUGAUCGAACCACUUCGAUUUCAUGGUUGUGACAAUUGCGGUCUCCUGGUGGAGUUUUUUCCAUACAGGGCAUUGAUGACGCGCAGCAGAGAGGCCGAGUUAGGGUUCGCAAGCAAAGAGGGCAAAGAGAAAGCAAUAUUUCGUUGA